AUGGUGUCACCUCUCAUCUUGCUUGGUCAUCUCGUGUUUUGCGGCCCUGUUUUUCUUGCCUUGAACCGUGAUCGUGGUCCUGUCUCUCUGGUAUUCCCGCCUGUCAUGGAUAGUAAGAUAGUCUUGUCUCAAAGCAGGACUAUUUUGCUAUGCCCCCGUUCUGAUGGUGCUACCUCUUGGAUGCCAGAUUGUACACAUUGGACUGUCUCCAACUCGUCUCGUUCUGCUGCUCCGGUUGCUCGUCUCUCUCUUGGUGCUUUGCGAAGGUAUUGGCACCCUGCAAAGGGUACCAUUACCUCUCGUAUGGGUCCUCCUUGA
Messenger RNA from Mucor velutinosus, 318 nucleotides. RefSeq names its product Transcription factor spt8 (gene SPT8). The record is from RefSeq and is a predicted model, not a curated record. NCBI's taxonomy places the organism in Eukaryota, Fungi, Mucoromycota, Mucoromycetes, Mucorales, Mucoraceae. Bases 1 to 318 code for a protein of 105 amino acids. The transcript has a single exon.